AUGCACGUGGGUACCGAAUACCCGGGGAGGGCGUCCCGCCGUGUCCGGGGCAACUACACCGAAGGCCGAGCGGCGGCUUCACGGUACCGGCCGGGCACCGCCGGAGGGGCCCAAGCCGGAGCUGGGAGAGCCGCGGCAUCCUGGAGCCCGGCGGGCGGGAGAGCCUCGUCCCAUCGCUCCGGGAUUCCUCCCAGAGGGAAGAAAGCGUCCGAGGGCCACGGCGGCCGGUCCGCCCAGCCUCAGCGUCUCGGGGAGCCGGGUCCUGGCCCGGCCUUCGGCGUUGGGGGCGCGCGGCCGCCCCCAGGGAGUCGCGGACCCAAGUCCGUCUUUCCGUCGAUCUGUCCGUCGGGGCGCCUGGCGCGCAGCAGCGCGAGAGGCCACGGGGCUCGGAACUCGAAGGAGGCGGAACGAUGGGACUGGGGGUCGGGGCUCAGGUGGGAUGGGAGCAGGGCUGCGGGGUCUUUACCGUCCGGCUCCGCAGGCCACCACCGCCGUUCCGCGCGGCUCGGGUUCCUCCACUAUUGUUUCCGGCCGCAGCAGAGGCGGCCGCCGCGCGCCUGGCCCCGCCCUCUCCCGCCGGCGCCAUCCCGUAAAGGCUGCGGGGAGGGUGGCGCGGCCGCGGGCACACCUGCGCGCUCGCCGGGCUGCUGUGGGUCCGCCCCUCCGCUCCUGCACCGACGCCGCACCUUCGCCUCGAGUUCUCCUGUGAUCCCGUGUUUCCUGGCCGGAGUUUCUUACCGUUCUCUGGAACGUAGCUCCUCACACACCCCUCCUCGAGGACAUCAGGACCCCAGGUUCUCUGGUCUUGGGACUCUGAGACUUGCACCAGGAAUCCUGCCCAGGCUCUCAGGCCUUUGGACUCAGACUGAGCUACUUCACUGGCUUUCCUGGUUCUCCAGCUUGAAGAUGGCAGAUCGUGGGACUUCUCAGCCUCCAUAAUUGAGUGAGCCAAUUCCCUGGUGUCCAAAAGAUGCUGAGGGAUGGUACCCACCAGAAGCCUUGACACUAUUCCUGGAUCUCCAUUUAGGGUCUGUGGGAUGGCAGAGGCAUCUCUUCUCCAGGCCCUGAGUGCAUUAGAAUGUAUUCACCCCUACUCCAAACAACACGUCCAUCCCCUCAAAGUUGUACACUUUUACAGCAUCAGACUUAAGUCUUAAAUCUUGUGAUAAUCGCUACAUCAUGUUUUCUCUUCAGUCCCAGAAUUCAAUCAUGGAACACGAAAGGAUAAUCUUCGCAAAGAAGAAGUUUCCUGGUCACCUACAUUUGGCCCCAAAGCCAAUACCAUGAAUUUUAGAUUUUCUUUCAAGCAGCGACUUGACUGUCAAAUCAAUUAAUUGGGGAAUUAUACUCCUCCCAAAGAAGGUGUGAGGAAAAAGUAAAUUUUUUUGCGCAGUCAUACAAUGUACCUCAAAUGAUUAAGUAGCUUGUAGUUGUGGAACUCAGGGGAAAAAAGUUUCUGUACUUACCCUGAGAAAACUGUUACCGUUAAAAUGGUCUCGUUUCCUUUGAUAAUUUUCUCAGUGCCAUUCAGGGUCCUCUUAGUCCUGGCUCCACAUGAAGUUUGCUUUGCUAAAAAAUUCCUUGCUGAAAAGAGCUGGGAAGACCUGGAACCACAUGAUAUAAAUCAUUCAAAUUUUAGGCCACAGAUAGUUAUCCUUUUAUUACAUGGAAGACAUAGAAGAGAUGAUUUUCAAUGAAGCAAUCAUGCAAGAUUCAGGAUUACAUUCAGAAUCACAAAAUUAGCAUUAUUAGUUACUUGUUGUGAAAUUGUGAUUUUUAAAUUAAAUAUUCUUACAUUCCUGUGAUUAUUAAGAAGGGGAAAGAGGAAUAAAAACUAAAAAGAAUGUCAGCUAUUGAGAGUUGUGAUUACUUGGAUUUUGUUAUUUGAGAUGCUUGUUGAUACCAUAUAAUAUGGUUUCAUAAUUUUUUAUGGAAUAUUAGAAACAAAGUGAAGGAAAUACAAAUGCAAAGAAGAACUUAACAGAAAAUUUAUGUCUAGUGGCAUUUCAUAAAUAUAAAGCUUGUUUAAAGAGGAUUGUCUGGAGUCAAAAGGUGGGCUAAUAUGUCUCUUAAUAGCAUCAUUAUGUGUUAAAAUACCAAUCAAAAGGUAAAAUGUAUGACUAAGAAUCACUAAGCAAUCAUAGUUAUAAUGCUUUUGGCGUAAUUUUUGUCAUUAUAGACUAAAAUUAUUUUUAUGCUAAUGACUUUCUCAAAAGAUGAUUAUAAAAGAAGUAAAUAUAAACUGCUAGAAA
Molecule: messenger RNA, 2252 nt
Organism: Pan troglodytes (chimpanzee)
Lineage: Eukaryota; Metazoa; Chordata; Mammalia; Primates; Hominidae
Product: collagen, type I, alpha 1a-like
Exons: 5
Coding region: 1-939 (312 amino acids)
Source: RefSeq, a predicted model, not a curated record